AUGAGCGUCGCCCGACCGGCGCGCAGCCUCCUGCGCAAGUGCGUCGCCUCUGCCCGCACCGCGCAGACCGUCCAGUCGCAAUCGCAAUUCCACACCUCGGCGCCCCGCCCGGCGAAGCGGCGGUCGCGCUUCCGCAAUGUCAAGGCCGAGGACCUGGGCCUGCUGAGCAAGGACGGGCUCGAGAAAUACCGCCAGGAAAAGUUCCCCGACUACACCAAGGAGGAGCUCGACGCCCUCAGCAAGAAGUACACGCCCGAGCAGCUGGAGGCCCUGAAGGCGGGCGAGGCGGCCAUCGACCCCGAGGACCUCAUCUUCCAGGGACGGCUGCGAGACGACCCCUACAGGCCGCAGUACAUGGAGGACUACACCGUGCUGGACCCGCGGUACGACGUGAAGCCGGAGAUUGAGGGCACGCCUUGGGAGCCGCAGUGGCUGAACCCCAGCGACUGGGCGGACAAGUACGGGUCCAAGCUGGCGGACCUGACGGACAAGAAGACGAGCGACCAGCUGACGAGGGCCAUGGUGCGCGCCCUGCGGCGGGUCAAGGAGAGCAACGGCGAGGAGCUGAUAGACCUGACGGAGGAGGAGCUGGUGGAUUUGGAAAAGGACCCCGAGCUGCUCAAGAAGUACCUGGACGACGACGGCCGCUACCAGGAGAUCAAGCGGCUGACGGGCAUGUCGCUGCGGGACAUCCAGUCCAUCUACCGCAAGGUGCUCGUCACGCGCUGGGUCACCAACCAGACCCGUCUGGGCAAGGUGCGCAGCACGUCCAUCGUCGCCAUCGCGGGCAACGGCAACGGCCGGCUGGGCCUGGGCAUCGCAAAGUCCACCGAGGCCGGUCUCGCGGCCGAGACGGCGCAGCUGCUGGCUAUCCGCAACAUGAAGCCCAUUCGGCGGUACGAGAACCGGACGAUUUACGGCAACGCAAAGGCCAAGGUUUCGGGCACCAUUGUAGAGCUGUUUGCCCGUCCUCCAGGCUUCGGUCUCCGCUGCCCGCACCGCAUCUUUGAAAUGUGCCGCGCGUCGGGCAUCCACGACAUUGCGGCGCGCAUGCCCCGGUCCAAGAACCCCAUGAACUCGGUCAAGGCGGCGUAUGACGCCUUGAUGAACCAGGUCGAUCCCGAGGAGAUUGCCAUCGGACGGGGGAAGAAGAUGGUGGAUGUGCGGAAGGUGUACUAUGGAGGCAAUGUAUAUUAAA
This is a messenger RNA of Trichoderma citrinoviride, 1198 nucleotides long. RefSeq lists its product as hypothetical. Gene Ontology annotation, biological process: translation. Gene Ontology annotation, molecular function: structural constituent of ribosome; RNA binding. The transcript is spliced from 4 exons. The record is from RefSeq and is a predicted model, not a curated record. Gene Ontology annotation, cellular component: ribosome. NCBI's taxonomy places the organism in Eukaryota, Fungi, Ascomycota, Sordariomycetes, Hypocreales, Hypocreaceae. Bases 1 to 1197 code for a protein of 398 amino acids.